CAGCAUUGUGCCCCAAUGGCAGCCCCGACAGCUGUCGUCAACGGCCUAGACGUGGGCAGGCAGAACACCGUUGUACCUUGAAGAGAUGGCGCAACUCUUUGAUGAGGGCGAAGCGCAGACGAUGGUGACCACGGGGAACGCAAAGACGGGGUGUCGAAACUCCGACAACUGGUGCGCAGGAGCUUCUGAGGGGGAGGCGACAGGAGCUAAAAAGAAAGGUGUCAUCGACAUCGACGCGGCAUACUUCCUGGAAUGGAAAAACGGCGUGCGAACAAAGCGGGAGUUCGCCAUUAACCCGUCGCAAGUCGUCGACAUCGGCGAGUGGGAGGCGGCAUACAACCAGCGUUCCUUGGAUCCCGUGCAAAUACAGGCCAUUAUUGACGCAAUGACGACGGCCUACUCUCAGACCGAGAAGACUUACGAGCUGCCGACACUAAAGCUCGCGCCUCUCGGGCUGGUUAAACCGACGCCCGGGGUGCGGGCGGAUCGUCUGAAGCCGGAGGACUGGGAGGACAUGCUGGCAGGGCAAUACUCCUACUACGCUGUGGCGGGCCAGCAUAACGCGGCUGCGGCCAGGGCGCUGCUUGGCACCGAUGUGGCGGUGAGGUACAACUUCGAGCGCUGGCCUGCACGAAUGGUGUACUUCUCAAACGAGGACUUUGAGGGGUACUUUCUGGUCAGCGCUGAGGACAACAAGAAAGACCUGAAGGCCCCUCCGAGACAGCUGAAACUCUCCAUGAGAGACAUUCGGUGGUGUUGGAAGGAAUUGGGUUACCCGAAAGCUGUUAUGGGUAACCCCAGUGGGAAACAGGCGCAGGUGGAGGCAUGGCGAAGAUUUUGUGCGGAGGCACUCCACAGGACGUCGUACAAUCACUUGUGGACUCUCGCCGAUGACAAGACCGAGCAAGGAAUCAAGAAACAGAACGCUGCCCUUCGAUCCUAUUUCCCGCUCGCAAUGGCAGGGAAAAGCGCAUGGGAAACCGGGAUGGAAUUUUUCGAGAGAUGGGAAACGGGCAGACUGCUGGCACCGGAAGGAGCGAAGUGGAUCGCGAAGAAGGAGAAGGUGCAGGGCCUCAAGCCAGGUGUGAGCCACAUCGAAAAUGAGAAGGACGGGCGAAAGGUGGUCGUCUACAAUGUCCCCGUCGAAGGGCCACAAAAGAAAGGCAAGAAGGAAAAAGAGCCAGGCGACUGGUUCGUCCAGGUCACCAAGACGGAUCCGCACUGCUGGAAGAGCAUGGAGGCCCUUACCGACAAUGAGAAAUACCGGUUGUUGAAGAAGGUUCUCAACUGCGAGGUGGUCUGGGUGCAGACAGGGUCCUCCGCGUUGGAGAAGCAAGGGAAGUUGGGGAUGCACGAGGCAGUGCAACUGGUGAAGUGCGAUCGCAUAUUGGUGCGGUUGUGGAACUACUACCAGUUCAAGCAUAAGAACCGGCCAGACAGUGACUGGACCACUAAGUACCCCUUCCUGAAAAAACGAGAGGCGAUUUUGGCAAAGUUUGAACGGAAGGGGCUGGAUGCAGCGCUGUGGGAUGGGAGCAGGAAACUUGUCAGCGACUCCUCCUUGUUCAAGGACUAUCCGCCCUACAUGGGCGACGACUUGCGGGAGAACACAUCUGUUGUCUACGACGCGAGGUUGGCGGCGGGUGAUGCUGCCGCAGUGGGGGCACUUCAGAAAGUGACUCCCACUGAGAUAUCUGACAUGUCGUUCGACGCUUGUGAAUGGCCCGUCGUGAUACAUGGGCGUGAUCCCGUGGUGUACAAGGGCAUGGGGCGGAACCCCACACAAUUCGCCCAUCUGCUGGAAUUCCUUUGCAAAAAGGGGGAUGGCAUCAUGUUCCUCGGGAACGCACAAGUCGUGUGGGAGGUUUUGAAGGGUGGUCACAACGUCAUCGCGUUGGAGGGGAAUUCGGAGUGGUUGCAAUUCACGUUGGAUUUCCUGAAAACCGCAGUCAACUCGGGAGCAUACCGCUGCGAGUUCAUUACGAAGAGUGAGAAGCCGAGACGCGUUUGGGAUCCUUCGACGGACAUGUGGUUCAAGCUAAGCGCCCGGAAAAGGAGCAGGAUCUACGAGAUCUACGAGUUCCUCUUCUUGGAGAAGCGGCCUGCGAGGGGCACCGACAUCGAGUACAUGCGCCGCAAGGAACACAUGUUGGCGCUGCUAGACAACUAUCACGGCGCCACGCGCCUGAACGCGAAGAACUUCCUGGACCGACUGGAGUUAUUGUACUUUGUCGAAUCCGAGCCGGUCCUGAGGCUCGAGAGUUACGGUGCCUUGAUCGACGCCGACGAAGAGUCCCUCACUGGUGUUGUCUUCGACACCGGUGCACCUGAGGAGGAUAGCGAYACCGAGGAAAUUGACAUCGACUACCGCCUUGCUCCGGUGCUCCCAUCCUCGGCCUCCUCGUCGGCGAGUCCCUCAACAAACCGGCCUGCACAAGCGACGCCCGUGCGGAGGACCCCUAGUAAGUUGUUGGCGAGAUUGACACCUCGGCUUGCUGCGCCUCCUCCUCUGCGUCCAGGGUGUCAAGUCCCCCUGCAACAUCCUUCUUGGAAGGAUGAGAACAUCCACUUCGAAGGGCACGACCACACGCGUUCCACGGAGGCAGACUGGGGUCAUGACAUGAUUUGGCACCCGGGAACGAUCCAGCCCGCAAUUUGGAAGUGGGAGUGGGUCAUGGCCAUAGUCGACACUGACGGGGAAUGGAAGCCGUCCGAGCGCCUGGCCAAGUUCGACUACUUGGAUAUCGCGAGGAGUGUUAUGGUGGACAAAGUGACAUCAGAGAACAGCAACCUGCACCCCGCCGACCCGGCCAUCAUUGCCACUGCAGAUCGCUUGUUCCGGGAACUUCAUGACAAGCAGUGGUUGGAAAUAUCUGACGAUUUCUACGACCUCGAGACGAGCCCUUCGAAGAAAAAGGGUAGUGUGGGAGGAGGACCUCCGAGCCCCCCCGGGGCCGGAGGGGGGGGAGGCAGUGGCCACGAGGAAGGAGGUGGCGGAGGCAGUGGCCACGAGGAAGGAAGUGGCGGAGGCAGUGGCCAUACGACAUCAGGGGGAAGCGCGCCGGCAUCAUCGCCUGCCCCUGGCAGUCAGGGCAGGAUCGCGCACAGCGGCGUGGGGGAAGGGGGGGUGAACGUCACACACUCCCCAACAGCAAGGAGCGGCAAGUCGGGGAAGUUCGCCCGCAUCCGAACUUCGCAGACGGAGGACCCAGUGCCCGUGGAGGCAGCGAAGUCGAACGGCAUCCGCACUUCGACGACUCUGGAGCAGGUGGCCCUUCCCUCGUGGACUGCUUUCGACUCCUCCGGUGAAGUGGGGCGGGCCUCAUGUGCAGGGGAUCCUGUCUCCGCCGUGAAGGGCAAGUCUGCGGGCAUCCCUACCAGGGCAGACGACGUUCAGGCGAGUGUACCAGUCCAGCGGAGCUCUACAGGAGCACAGGCGUCGGAGAUGGGCGCCGCCCUGGCUGUGCGGGAGGCGACGCCGCCGGCCCUUGGACAAGGCCGAUCUGCGGAGUCACAGAGAGAGAUUGCUGGUGCAGCGCCGUCCGCCUUCCUUGCGACGAAGUCCGCCGUUAUCCGUACUUCGUCCGUGACGUGCCUGCAGUCAGAGGAGGCAAGGACGGAAGAAGGUGGUACGUCUGUUCAUACAGACGACCGCUCCUUGGGAUCCGCCUUGAUGCGGCUGCAAGGAGCCGAGUCGUGUGAGACUGACGGGGGGGAAGAAUGGGUGCAAGUCGAGGGCGGGGAAGAAGAGGGAGAAUGGGAGGAGGGGGGAGAAGGAGACGAAGGGCGAGAGAAGGAGUUGAUUACAUUGCGCGACGGGGAAGACGGUGAAGGAGGACUCAGUAUUACAGACGAGACGAGGAAAGGGUGGAUGACGGAGACGAGGAAAGGGUGGAUGACGGAGACGAGGAUGUCUGUGGGGAGACAUCUGAUUCGUUCGGUCUGGUGUACGCCAGACCAGGUGUAGGUGAUAUCGACGACGACGCGACGGCGAUGGAUAUGGAGACGCAGGUGGUUAGUGGCCUUUCCGUGGACCACAAAGA
Molecule: messenger RNA, 4043 nt
Organism: Chara braunii
Lineage: Eukaryota; Viridiplantae; Streptophyta; Charophyceae; Charales; Characeae
Source: the annotation of a GenBank genome assembly